Messenger RNA from Trichosurus vulpecula (common brushtail), 2430 nucleotides. RefSeq names its product dimethylaniline monooxygenase [N-oxide-forming] 1-like. NCBI's taxonomy places the organism in Eukaryota, Metazoa, Chordata, Mammalia, Diprotodontia, Phalangeridae. The transcript has 9 exons. The record is from RefSeq and is a predicted model, not a curated record. Gene Ontology annotation, molecular function: NADP binding; N,N-dimethylaniline monooxygenase activity; flavin adenine dinucleotide binding. The coding region runs from base 287 to 1882 and encodes 531 amino acids.
UCACUGCCUGAAACAAGGACAUUCAAAUGAUGGGAUUUAGGAACAAAGGCCAACAUUAAUUCCUGCUAGGCUGACAUUUUGUUCUCCGUUGGCUCCAUGUAAGUAACUUGGAUCACAGUAUCUGGACAAUCCACUUCACACAUCUAAAAGCAGGACAUAAAGCCUGUCCACCUGAGUGCAGCAGUGCCAUCUGGGGGCUAAGAGCAGGAAGUGUAAAAGAGGAGAAGUCCCUGCAGGAGGAACAACUGAAGAAACUCUUCUUGAUCCUUCUCUGACACAAGAGACCAUGGUCAAGCAAGUUGCAAUUAUUGGAGCUGGUGUGAGUGGCCUCACCUCCAUCAAAUGCUGCUUGGAAGAGGGGCUGGAGCCCACCUGCUUUGAGAGAAGUGCUGACAUUGGAGGGCUAUGGCAAUUCACAGAAUAUGUUGAAGAAGGCAGGGCUAGCAUUUAUAAAUCUGUUGUUACUAACAGCAGCAAAGAGAUGUCCUGUUUCUCAGACUUUCCUUUCCCAGAGGAUUUUCCAAACUUUGUGCCACACUCCCAAUUUUUGGAAUAUCUCAAGAUGUAUGCAAACAAGUUCAACCUCCUGAAAUGUAUCCAAUUCAAGACUGUUGUCUGCAAUGUGAAAAAAUGUCCAGAUUUCUCUACCUCUGGCCAGUGGGAGGUAACCACUGAACAUGAAGGGAAGAAAGAGUCAGCCAUAUUUGAUGCCGUCAUGGUCUGCACUGGUUAUCUCACUGACCCGUUUUUGCCACUAGAUACUUUGCCAGGUAUCAAAACCUUUAAAGGUAAGUACUUUCACAGCCGAGAGUACAAGAAUCCAGAUCUGUUCAAGGAUAAGAGAGUCCUUGUGAUUGGUGCGGGAAACUCUGGCACAGACAUUGCUGUGGAGGCCAGUCACAUAGCUAAAAAGGUCUUGCUCAGCACCACCGGAGGUGCAUGGGUGAUAAAUCGGGUUUUUGACCAUGGAUAUCCUUGGGACAUGGUAUUCACUUCUCGAUUUCAAAGUGCAUUAAGAAGUACCCUUCCAACUUCAGUUGUAAACUGGUUAAUUGGCAAAAAGGCGAACAGCUGGUUCGAUCAUGGAAACUAUGGUUUGGUUCCAGAAAACAGGACUUUCCUAAGGGAACCAAUAUUGAAUGAUGAGCUCCCAGGAUGUAUACUUACUGGGAAGGUAUUGAUCAAACCCAGUGUGGAGACGGUGAAGGAAAACUCUGUGGUGUUUAAGAAUACUCCAGAAGAAGAGCCUAUUGAUAUAAUUGUCUUGGCCACAGGAUAUACUUUUGCUUUUCCUUUCCUUGAUGAAUCUAUAGUGAAAGUUGAAAACAAUCAGGCCUCUUUGUAUAAGUACAUAUUCCCUGCACAGCUGGAAAAACCAACACUGGCUGUCAUUGGCCUCAUCAAGCCUUUGGGAGCCUUGGCAUGCACAUCAGAAGUACAAGCCCGAUGGGUCACACGAGUCCUAAAGGGCUUGAAUAAACUACCACCACCAGAGGUCAUGAAAGAAGACAUUAACACAAGGAAAGCAAAUAAAGCCACUGGGUUUGGUUUAUACUUCAGCCUGGUUUUGCAAACUGAUUGUGUCAUAUACCUAGAUGAGCUCUUAUCCUUCAUCAAUGCAAAACCCAAUUUGUUAUCUAUGCUCCUGGUGGACCCAUUAUUGGCUUUUAAGGUUUUCUUCGGGCCACUUACUUCAUACCAGUACCGUCUGACUGGCCCAGGGAAGUGGGAUGGAGCCAGGAAUGCCAUUCUGACCCAGUGGGACCGGACAAUCAAGCCAACCAAAACUCGAGUUGUACAAGAGCCUCCAGAUGCUUUUUCCUACCUACUCAAAGUCUUCAGCUUUUUGGCUCUACUUGUGGCUGUAUUUCUUAUUUUCUAAUAGCUGAAGCCUUUGGUUCCUUAGAACAAAUGCAUAGGGUGGUAUUCUAGAUCCUCCAGCAUAGCAGAUCCUUCACUCCUGUGGGUCUUUAACAGGAUAAAUAAUUUGAGGCCUUAUUCUCCCCACCUGGAAUCCAAAUGCACUCUAGAAACUCUAUGAAAGCCCUUUUGGCCAAUAGUCUCCAGGGUGUACUUCUCUCAACCUUGUUAAUCUCUAGCUGUAUACUGACCUCCACAUUCUACUAACCUAUUGGGAGGAAAGUUUUCUGCAAACCUUCAAACACUAUAUAAAUGUAACCUAAGAUUAUGGUAAUUGUCUUCAUCUUUAUUAUCUGCAUUUAAUGUCAUUGGAAUAAAAUAGUUUUACCUGAUUUGGGUAGUUUCAGAGGAGAUAACCAAUUUGAGUACCUAUACUUCCUUCUCCUUUGUGAAGCUUUGCUAAUUCAAUUUGUGUACCAAAGGCAGCCAAAGCUUUACAAAUACUGGAUCUGUGUAGAGGUUAUAUGCUAUGCUUUUCACUGAAGAACAAUACAAGAAGCAGUGAACAUU